Aphis gossypii (cotton aphid) is the source of this 8576-nucleotide messenger RNA. RefSeq names its product serine/threonine-protein kinase PRP4 homolog (gene Prp4k). Gene Ontology annotation, biological process: peptidyl-threonine phosphorylation; peptidyl-serine phosphorylation; mRNA cis splicing, via spliceosome. The record is from RefSeq and is a predicted model, not a curated record. The coding region runs from base 302 to 2920 and encodes 872 amino acids. Gene Ontology annotation, molecular function: ATP binding; protein serine/threonine kinase activity. The transcript has 20 exons. NCBI's taxonomy places the organism in Eukaryota, Metazoa, Arthropoda, Insecta, Hemiptera, Aphididae.
UAGCCUUAUUCCAUACUUCCAUAGGCACUGGCAGCAGUCAUUUACUAUGCACACUUCUUUUUUUAAUAGCUCUACUCUAUAAAAUAAUAAAGUGGGUUUGAUUAAGUUCGUGUCCAAAAUCUUGAUGUGAUAGGAACCAUUAUUAUUGUUGUAACUUGUUUAUGUGACUGUGAUUUGAUUUUGUGUAAGUUUAUAGUUAAUUGUUUUAUGAACGCGAAAUGACAAGACAGUACUUUUCAUGAUAUACUAAAAAAACAAUUUUGAGCCGUUUACUGUUUUUUAUUUUCUCCUAUCAACAAACAUGGCAGUUGACAGUAUGUCAGAUGAUUCUUCUGCAGAAUCUGGUAAAAUAGUCGAUACCAGCCGAUUAGAUAAGAAGAAAAAGAAAAAGAAACACAAGCAUAGAAGUGAACGAAAACAUAAAAAAACAAAGAAAGAAAAUGGCGAAACUAAAUUAAAGGAUAAAAAAAAAUUGAAUGGUGACUAUGUUCAGAACGGGAAGCAAAAAAGACCACCAUCUCCACCAUCACCUGACAUCAGUAAAAAGAAAAAAAUUGAAGGACCCACAAUAACAGAAAUCACUUUGGACGAAGAAGAGAUGAAUUUAGAAGAAUUAAUUAAGCAAAAGGCUUUACUUCAAGCAAGAUUAGGAGCUUAUUUAUCAGAAUCAGAAGAAGGUGAUAAAACGAAUAAAAAAAAAAAACCAAGUGCUAAAAAAUCAGUUGAAACCAUAAACUUAAUUGAUGACGAAUCAGAUGAAGAAUAUAAAAAUAAAAUUUGUGAACGUGUAAGGAGUCCAUUAAAACGUCAUCAUGGUUCUAGUCAAGAUAUUAAAAAAACAAGAGAUAGAAGUGUGAGUAAAGAUUUAAUUCAUUCAAAGUCAGAUCGCUUAAAAAAAGAAAAAGAGCGUGAAAAAGAAAGAGAUCGUGGUGAUAAAGAACAUGAUAGGUGUCGAGAAAAAGAUAAAGACAGACAAAGAAAAAUCAAACAUUUGGAAGAUGAAAAACGACGUGAAAUUAGACGUAAAGAAGAGGAAAUUAAAAAAAGAGAAGACGAUUUAAGAAGACGUGAACAAAGAAGACGAGAUGAAGAAAUAAAAGAGAUAGAAGAAGAAGCAAAAAGACGAGCAGAAGAAGUCAGAAGACGAGAAGAACAGAUAAAGCAACGUGAAGAUCAAUUAAGACGGAGACGAGACCGUAUUAAAAGUCCUAUAUCUAAUAGAGACCGUGUGAGAAGUCCACCUGCUUCUAAUAGGCAUAGAGACCGUGAUCGUGAACGUGAUCGUGAUCGUGAUAGAGAAAGAGAAAGAGAUAGGGAUAGGGAUAGAGAUAGAGAUAGGGACAGAGAACGAGAUAAGAGAUACAAUAGAAAAUAUGAUAAGAGAUCACAUAGUAAAGAACGGUAUUCUAGAUCUCAUAGAGGUAAAGAUAGAGGAGAUAAAUAUAAAGACAGUUUUUCUGAAGGUCUUAAACGAGAUGAUAAGUCAUCUUCAGAUUCUGACAUUGAUGUAAAUAUUAAUAUUGCGGAAGAUGAAAACGAAGAAGAAAUUAUUGAAAAAAGAAGAAAGCAAAGGGAAGAGUUAUUAAAGAGGUUAGGAGCAAAUAAUAGUAAUUUGCAUAGUGAAGAUUCUAUGAAUCCUUCUCCACAUGGAAGUUAUGCAACUGAAGCAUCUAUUCAACAUUCUCCAGAACCUCCAUCUCCUAAAGAAACUGAUAAAAAAAUAAAUGAUUCUGAUUCAGCAACAGAUAAAGAAACCACAAAGCCUGAUCAUGUAUUAAAUCCUGAUUUAAUAAAAGGCAAAUGGGAUAUGUUUGCCGAAGCUGAUUCAUUUCAUGCUACACAACAUACUCCUCAACCAGAUGGUAUAUCUAAUGGAAACAAAAGUGUACCAGAAAAUCCUUCUUUAACUGACAACUGGGAUGAUGCAGAAGGAUAUUAUCGCGUGAGAAUUGGUGAAACAAUGGAUUCACGUUAUACUGUCUAUGGAUAUACCGGGCAAGGAGUAUUUUCAAAUGUUGUUCGUGCUAGAGACGCUGCACGUGAUAAUCAAGAUGUGGCUGUUAAGAUUAUACGAAACAAUGAAAUUAUGCAUAAAACAGGAUUGAAAGAAUUAGAAAUUCUUAAACGGUUAAAUGAUUCGGAUCCUGACGAUAGGUUUCAUUGUCUUCGUUUAUACCGUCACUUUUUCCACAAACAACAUUUAUGCAUGGUUUUUGAACCACUCAGUAUGAAUCUUAGAGAGGUGUUGAAGAAAUAUGGUAAAGACAUAGGAUUGCAUAUUAAAGCUGUUCGUUCAUAUAGUCAGCAGUUGUUUUUGGCAUUGAAAUUGAUGAAAAAAGCAAAUAUAUUACAUGCUGACAUCAAGCCUGAUAAUAUUUUGGUAAAUGAAAGUAAGUUAGUAUUGAAAUUAUGCGAUUUUGGAUCAGCAUCACACAUAACUGAUAAUGAAAUCACACCAUAUCUGGUUAGUCGAUUUUACCGGUCUCCUGAAAUAAUUUUAGGUAUUCAAUGUGAAUUUGGUAUAGAUAUGUGGUCUGCUGGUUGUACUAUUUAUGAACUUUAUACUGGAAAAAUAUUAUUUCCUGGAAAAACCAAUAACCAAAUGUUGAAGUUUUUUAUGGAUUUAAAAGGAAAAAUGGCUAACAAAACUAUUCGAAAGGGAAUGUUCAAAGAUCAACAUUUUGAUAGCAAUUGUAAUUUUCUGUAUCACGAAGUUGACAAAGUUACAGAGCGAGAAAAAGUUAUAACCAUGUCUUCAAUAAAUCCCAGUCGAGAUUUAUAUACUGAAUUAUUGGGAAACCAAAAAUUACCAGAGGAGCAAAUUCGUAAAGUUGGACAGUUGAAGGACUUGCUUGAUAAAAUACUGACUUUGGAUUCUUCAAAACGUAUUGGCAUAUCACAGGCUUUGAAUGAAAGCUAACUCGAAAAAUCAUACAACUCAUAGGAAUUGACAAAAUCAUUUCUCCUCCAAUGUUUUUUUGGGUUACCAAACAGAGAUAGAGAGGGACAAAUCAAAAUGGCUAUGUAUCCAUAAUUGGUAUCCAUACAGAUUAAGCUCAAAUGGUAUUGCAAAUAGGUAUAUUAUACUGUAUUAAUAGAUACUCUAUUGUUAAUAUGUGACAGGCUCAUAUAGGAUAUUGAAGUCAAACUCUUGGUGUUUUUAUUAUGGUAAUAUAUUAAAGUAGUGUUAGUAAAAUAAUUACAUAAAUAGUUGUUUUUUAUAUUAUUAUAAAUUUAUAAAUAAUUUAAAAAAAAAAAUUGAAAAUUUUAGAAGAAUUGAUUGGAAAUUAUCAUGUAGGAUAUCACAAUUUCUAAUGGAGCUUAACCUGUCAUAGCAAAAAAAUAAAUUAAUAAAUAAUUACUGUAAAACCAAAUUUUUUUAGUAGUUGCCUGUUGCUAUAAAGGCUAGUAUAAUAUCUGAAUUAAUGUGACUUAUUUAUAGAAAUUAUAGAGUUAUAGUACUAAAAAUGAACAUUUAAAAAAUACCAAAUUUAGAUUAUGUGAACUUAUAUCUAUAGGUAACAAUAAUAUUAAAAUAUUUUUUUACUUAACAGUCAAAAUAAUAAAUAAUAACUUAAAAGCAAUAUUUCUAUUUUUUAAAGAAUAUUCAGUACCUAUUUAAUAUGUAUGUACCUUUACAGUAUACAAUUAUUUAGUUACGAAUUAUACUACCUAACUACAAUAACAAAAGUAUUGCUCAACAGUCAAGUAUUUAUGAAUGUGCAAAUUAAAAACAUGUAUAAUUAUUAAUUACUAGCAAAAUACAUUUUAUACAUUAACAAAUUUAAAAUAAAAUUUAUGAAACAAUGAAAUAAAAUAAUAAAAUAAUUUGAUCAUUCUUACUGUUUUGGCGCUUUAAAAUAGUAACUAUAAUACUCUCUAUUCUAUAAUUAAUAGUAGUUAUAGUCUAAGCAGUACGUAGUAGUUCAAUACAAUAUUGACAUCUACUGAGUACAGAUUAGUGAUUAGUGCUAUAUUUUAUUGAAUGCCUGGUGAUAACUGGUAAUUGGUAAAUAUAGCCGCACAGGCUAAAGACAAGUAUAGAUUGAUUUAUUAAUUAAUAUUUAUUAUUAAAAUAUACAUGUUUUGUUCAUUGUUGACAUUCAAAACAGUUAAUAUUUCUGGGAAAAGUUAAAAAUAUCGACUCCAAAAGUAGACCGUAAUAGAAACUAAAAUGAAUUAAAUAAUCAAAUAAUAGAAAAGAUUUAAGAACUCAAACACUCGUCAAUGUGGUAAUGUAUAUAUUUUAUUUUAAUUUUUUAUUUUCUGUGAUUAGAAGAGAGUGGAGCUUUGAAUUAUUUAAGGAAGUUAAGCCUCUCCAUAACAUAUCUCCUUAAGCUAUCUUUGUGUGUAUUAGACAUGGUACACUAAAAAAAUAUUAAUAUUUUCACUAUGGUUCAACUCAUUGGCGUAAUUUCAUUAACUUUUAGCAGGUACAAAGCUUUCAUAGGUUCAAUAAUCAAAAAGAUUAAUUAAUUCAUAUUCAAAGCCACUCACUUAAUGUAUUUUUAUUCAAUGCCAAACAAAUUUAGAAACUAAGUUAGUAGGUAUAUUAAUUUUAUACUAAAAUUAAUCGUAAUUUAUAUAAUAUGUAUAUUAAAGUUUAAACGUUUUAGAUGUAUGUAUUUAUAUAAUAUGAGUUAAAUGUAAUAUUUUUUUUAGUGAUGGGUCGAACUGUUCGAAUAUCGAAUCGAGUUAUCAAUCAUCUUUUACUGUUCGAAAAGCGAACUUGGAAUUAAUAUUUGUCAAACCAAAAUUUUUAGUCCGCGUACCUAUAUUAAUUGUUAUUUUUGUUUUUAUCAUAUUUAUUGUAACAGGAAAAAUGUAUUGUGGGUAAACAAGACAGAGACUUAGUUCUGGAUUCGUAGAAAAAUGAAUAUUUCUACAUUAUAAUAAUAUAUAUCUAUUACUUAAGAAUUAUAUUUUCAUAGUAUUUGUAUUUUGGGCUAUCGAACGAUUGAGACGUUAUACCUUUUUGGCCGAACAAUGGAGAAUACUUAAAAUUAAUAAAGAACUUACCGUUGACCCCCCCCCCCCAAAAAAAACUCUAAAAACAAUACGAUUGAGAACGAAUUUAAGUGCAACGUUGCCAUAUCAUUUAUUUGGCUUUUGAAAAACUCAGUAUACCUACACAAAAUAAAUAUUCUUGAAAAAAGUCAUAAAUUAAUAAUUAUAAUCGUAUACAAAUAAGCGCCUAAUAAUAUGUAAUAUAUAAUAUGAAUAAAAAAUUUAAAAUAUGUAGCACUUAUACAAAUAUAUAAUACCUGUAUAGUGUAAUAUAUACACUAAGUGUAAAUUUGUAUAAAAGAAAAAAAUGUAAAAUAAGCAGAACUUUUAAAAUUGUGAAAUUUUUAUGUAUUAAAAUGAAAUAAAUAUAAUAUUAUGUAAUAGCAUAUUAAUUGCGUAUAUGUAUAAAUAAAAUCAUCGUGUUCUUACGUUUCCGAAUAAAACGAAAUUUAUUAUUGUCUAAUAAUAGGUCUUCACCUCGUUCACUUUUUAUAAUUUUAAUUUCGUUAUUUUCCAUUUUCAAAGUAGUAUAUUAUAUUAUUAAGUAACGAAUAGUUUGUACGAGAACAGCAAACUGCAGAACUGCAAAUGUUACCGUCAAUCUCUUGUAUCUGGUAUCUAAGUUACUAUUAACAUCCGGAAAAUCCGAUAAAUAUCAAUAGACUAAUGUGCUCAUAUUAUCGAUCGAUUACAUUUGGCAACGUUGGAGAAAAAUAAAAAAACAUAAGCGUUCUCAAUCGUAUUUUACCGGUUUUUUGAACUCAGUCUGUUUCAACCUUUUAUAUAAUGCUAGGGGGUGUAAGUGCACUUCGAACACCCCCGUAAUUACGCUUUUGGGUCAACUCACAAAUUAAUACACUAAGUUAGUAACCCACUAACGCGUAGUGAAGUUAGCCAUAAAAAUUUAAAUACUGACUGGAAAGGUUCCGGGACAUUUGCGGUCGGCUCCUUUUUCGUGCCGUUUGCGAUCAGUUUAUUUCUAUCUACCUGUUAGAUAAAUAUCAAAUUUAAGGUAUAUUAUGUAUAAUAUACUAAAUUGAUUCUAUAUACUAUUAUAGAUACAAUAUGUUAUAUUUAAACUUCCCUUUACACUUUUCCAGACUUAGGACUGGCGUGUUUUAGUGUUUAAAAUAUUAUUAUUAUUAUUAUUAUUAAUAUUAUAUUAGGUACUUAUUCUAGCUUUUGUAUUUUGGCUAUGAUUUUCAAGCAUUUUUUCAAAUUUUUGUCCAAUUCAUAUGCAGCUAAUGUUUUUUUAAUUCUUUGGUCUAAUUGUAUAAUAGUUUUUUUCUCCUUUUGCCAUUCAUGUUUAAAUAACUGCGUUCAUAUACAUAUAACAAAUCAGAAUUUGGCCGAAAUUUCAAAGUGUAAUGUAAAUGAUUCAGGAUGUAUUAUGUAAUAUAUUGGUAACUGUUGUGUACUACUAAAGCAUUGCCUUUAAUAUUUUCCAAAAUUUCAAAAGAUUCAUUCAUUUUAAAAACACCAUAUACCGAACUCUAUACAAAGGUGUAUACUAUAUUAAAGACUGAGUGGGUAAAUGUUAUCGACGGAUAUCGAUGCUGUUUAACUAUAUAAUAAUCGACAUAAUUCGAUUUUUCAAAACUAUCUACAAUGAAACUUAUAAACAACCAAGUAGCAAAAGUCUGUACCUAUAUUCAAUAGGUAAUAAUACUCUUCAGUUGUGGGGCGAGGUAAAAUUUAUAUGUGGGUGAAGUAGACUUAAAGAGACCCUUUUUAAAAAUUUUUUAGUAAACAUUAUUUAAGUAACAAAGAACGUGAGGUCCUUUGAGGUGCGAGGCCGUGGGCAAUGGCCCAUCACACCGCCCACGCUUAUCGCAGCCACUGAAUACGCUUUUAAUUAUAUUUUUACAAUAAAUAUAUUAUAUACUGUAUUGAAUCAAUUUAUUAUAUAAUUAUUUAGUACAUAAUAAAAUAUAUAUAUCUUAAAUUUGAUAAUCAGGUAUACCUAGAUGGCUAGAUAAAAAUAAUCUGACCGCAAACGGCAUGAAAAAGGUGCCGACCGCAAAUGUCCCAAGUUCCCAACAGCAUCGGUGCCGACUCCGACUGGAAAAUAUAUUAAAACAACCUUUUAUUUGUUGUUUUUUAAAUAAUUAUUUUAAUUUCUGCAAAUCAAAUCAAUAGAUAGGUAUAGUGAAUGUGAAUAUUAAACGCACAUGAAUUGCCACCCAUAGGAUACCAAUAUAAUAUGCAUUAAUGCAUUUUAAACAGUUCAUCAAAGGUACUGAACAGUUUCGAUUGGGAAAUUGUUAUCGUAUAUGAUUGGUAUAUAAUGUUGAACUGACUUAUAAAUUAAAUUAAGUACCUAUGUUUUAAAAUUUUUUCAUUCAAUGAUGAAGUACAAUUACCUUAUUUUCAAUUAUUUUCAAUUACUUAGAUUUUGUAGGUACCUAUACCAUUUGUCCAUUUAAUGAGUUUUCUGUGGCGAUACUAACUUUUCCAAUCAAAGAUAUCCCGUUUUCAUGAAAAUUGUUGUGUAGUGGAUUUUUUGGUGAAAACGUUGACGUUUCCAAAUUGUAAUUUGAAUCAGUUUUUGUGUGCAUCAAAGAUAAUAGGUUCAUGAUAAUUUUUUAUUGUAUUUUGAACCAUUACUGUUAUAUUUAUUUAAUAAACUGUUUUGAUUUUUGUUUAUUAAAAUAAGUUAUGGCAGUACGCAAGCACCCUAACCUAACAGCCAACAGGGGUAGCUAGUGAGUAUUGUCAAUCAUAAAAAAAAAUUAUAAUAAUAAGUUUGGAAUUAUUGUAAUUUGAAGUUAUUGUAUCUAUCUAAUUUAAAUCAAUCAACAUCAACAUUUUAUAGUUUUGUAAAACCAUUUUUAAGAUCUAAUAUUUAUAUUUCAACAACUCAAUAUUUACUUGUUAGAAUUUGGAUUUAGUUCAAUACAUUAACAUUUUCAAAAACAACCAUCUGCUUCAUAAUUUACAGUAAAAAAGCAAUAAUUUGAAAAAUAAGUUUGUAUCGCCACUACCCAAUGAACAUAGAUUGUGUACAUUAUUUAGGUAUUUUAAAACAUGAUAGGUACUUAUAUUAUAUACUUAAAUCAGAAUUUAAAUAAACCUAUUAUUAAAUGGAAAAUGACAGUAUAGAAUCAUUUUGUUUAAAAUAAUAAUUUUAUUGAUUCUAGAAUUAAAUAUAAUUGAAUAAAAAUAAUUUUAAGAACAUAAUUUAGAAUUUGUUAAAUGUGAUCUACAGUAUUGUGUUUUAUAUUUUCCUUGGAUAUUCAAUAAUGGAUCUAAUGCAAUGACAGGGAUCAAAAUUAUUAACUGGUGAGUUAGUGGUGACAUGUCUCAAUUUCCAGUGUACCUGGAAACUUGAAGAGAAAAGAAGCAAGAAAUUCAUAAAAAUUUUAUAUUAGUAUUUAAACAAUUUAGGUAUUUAUAAGGUUUAUUUUUUUUUGUACAUUGUGUAUGUUCAUUUUGAUUUUGUGUUUUUUAUUAAAUAAUAAAAUCUUAAGACAAACUUUAAGACUAACAACAUUUUAUUACUAUUAUUUUUUUAUAUCAAAUGUUUCAAGUGUUUGAAUUAUUAAAUAAUAAAGAAAUAAAAGUAUUCA